AAAAAAUCUGAAUGAAUGAACGGACGGAUCGCAACGCAGCAAUACACGGUGAUGGCGGUGGCAGUCUCCAGGGAUCUGACGGUCCAGGUGCUGCAGGAUACAAAUGCUGCCAAGCUGACUGAUACACAGCAGGCUCUGCGCGCUGCUAUCCAGAGAGGAGAGCCCAAAUCUUUGGGGGUGAGUCAGAUUAUGCUGGGGCUGAUGAUCAUGUCCUACUCCAUCCCUCUUCACUUGACCGAGAUCACUGAGGUGGUCCGCUUUGGAGUUCCUUGGUGGAGCGGACUGGCGUUCAUGACAGCAGGAGUGAUUGCAGUCAUCUUGGACAAACGCUGCACCAUGAGGACUCUGUGGGUGUGUUUGAUAGUGAGCAUGGUGUCCACUGUGCUGUCAGUGGUGGCUUUAAUCAUCUACUCUGUGGACAUACACAAAAAUCCUGAUGUGCCCUGCAUCAAGACGGGGCAUGACAAUUGUCCCAAGAUACACUACGCCACGAAGCUGAGCAGAGGAUUAAAGACAUCCCUCCUUGUCUUCAGUCUGGCAGAGGCAGUCAUCUCUGCCAUUCUAAGCUUCCUUCUCUUCAGGCAGAGACACAGCUUCGGACAGUACGCUUCUCUCGAUCAAGCUGCUUCAUCAAGUCCCACAACAAUCAAACCCCACGACCUAUACUGAUCAAUCACUAGACCAGUAGUCUUUGAUGUGGUGGGUCACUUCUCAUCAACAAGCUUUCACAGAGGAGGCUGGGCUCAAUCAUUCAGAAGUAAUCUGAUUAGACUGCAUCAGAUAUUGAAAAAAUGGGUUGUUCAAAAGAAAGAAAAAAGGGAUGUAACUCACUUUUGUUUUUUAACUGGAUCAAACUUUCGGUAUAUGUUUUUUAAAAACUUUUUAGUAGGAUUGGGAUACCUUGAUCCAAAAAAAUCAGGAUUAUCCCGAUCCCAGCAGACAGAUGGAUUCAGGGCGGAUUCCAGGAAUAAAAUGCAGUUUUAUAUUGAUCCAAUAAAUGUACAAUUUAUUUAUACUUUGCACUUGAUUGUUUAACCAUCGACAUUAGGCUUCCUUAUUAGCCUUCAGCACUGUAAUGUUAAUAAAAGGCUUUUGUCCCAUAAAACAAUCCUCCAUAGCUGUCAAUAACAAACAAAAAUUACACAAUUUGAACAUGUCUUGGAUAUAUUUAUAUCACGGUAAAAUAUCCCUCUGUGUUUUUGUAUGCAUUUCAGUAGGCUCAUAUUACAUACCACAGACGUUUCUACUAUUUGUUAAUAAAAACUUUUAUGUCGCUAUUAUGAAUCAAAUUACAUAAACAUAAUAUUGCAUAUAUGCUACGAUAAAAUCAACUCUAGAAUCCCAAAGAUUUAACUUCUCUGCAAAUCCAGCAUCCAAGCUUUUUGUCUUUCAUAAUGAGCCAAUGAUUAGCUCUGCAGAAAAAGUCAACUAUGCCCCUCGUCCAGCAGUCAGGUACACUGUUCCCAUGGUGCAAAGUGUCAGAGAUGUAGAAGUUAGUGAAGGGAUUUCUCAUUCACUUGUGGGAGCCAGUUCAAAGAUGCGGUUCGUUCGUUGGAUCCCACGUCUGAAGUGGAUUUGAAAUAGCCUAGGCCUCACUUCUCCCACACAUUAUUGCCCAAGAUUAUCAUCACAUUUAAACAGUCAGUUGAAUUGUGCAAGUGUUUCAGUUCAACUGUAACAACUGAGAAAGCCAUAUACAAAAGAGGAAAAUACCAAGACAGCUUAGUGGCAAAGUUGACUGACCUGUCUGAAGGCAUGUGGCUGAUGAGAGGUCCCACACCCAGAGGACUUCAUCUAAAGGUUUUUGGUGAGACAAACAAAAUAAUUUGGGUUGAGCUACAUACCCCUUAUAAUCAAUUCUUAUUUGAGAAUGAAACAGCCAUUGGCUUAUGAUGUGACCUGUGCUGUAAACAUUCAAAGGCUGUGUCCUUGCUGCUGCAGCGGCCACGGGUUCAAUUCCAACCCAUGGCCCUUUGCUGCAUGUCUUCCCCUCUCUCUCUCUGCCCCUUUCACACUGUAUCUAUGUAAGUAUCUCAGUAUAAAAUAUACUGAAAGAAUGAGCGUAUUAGAAGCAAUAAAAAUGUUUUUUAAAUCUGAUUAUAAGCUCUGAGAUCUGACUAUAAGCCUAUGCAUAUAAUAGUUAAAAAACAUGGAUGUGAAAUGUGAAAUCUGUCUUUUCUUUCAUAAAGGAUGGUCCAGUAUGUUUGAUGCUAAAGGAGACAAGAAAGGAAGCAUUAAAGCACCUUUCCUUGGCAUUUAGAGAAUUCGCACAGCUGUUAUCACGGCUGCCACUUAGGUAUUUCAGGGUCAUUCCACUCAGUCGGGAACCUUCCUAAGCCGAAAAGUUUAUUUGACGAUGAAACCACUUCUCACUUCACCUCUUUCUUUGAAAAUGUUUUAUGGUGUUGUUGCAGUCUUGUUCAUCUAAGCUUUGGAACAGAUGUGUGUACAGUGCAAAGUGUCCAUGAUCAAUUGCACUGUUUUUGUUUUUCUAGACUGUUUACAGUGUCAUAAAACAUGUGUUCCUUGAUUUUGUCAUCUUUGAUAUACAAAAUAAAAUCUUGUGUACAUACGA
Epinephelus moara (kelp grouper) is the source of this 2575-nucleotide messenger RNA. RefSeq names its product transmembrane protein 176 (gene tmem176). The coding region runs from base 16 to 669 and encodes 217 amino acids. The record is from RefSeq and is a predicted model, not a curated record. Gene Ontology annotation, cellular component: membrane. The transcript is spliced from 7 exons. Lineage: Eukaryota; Metazoa; Chordata; Actinopteri; Perciformes; Serranidae.